Molecule: messenger RNA, 9144 nt
Organism: Mya arenaria
Lineage: Eukaryota; Metazoa; Mollusca; Bivalvia; Myida; Myidae
Exons: 15
Coding region: 6-3449 (1147 amino acids)
Molecular function (GO): protein binding; endonuclease activity
Source: RefSeq, a predicted model, not a curated record
UCAAGAUGGCGAAAAACAACAUAAACAAAAACAACAAUAUUGACCUUGCAGUUUGUUUACAAGAGAAUAAUUUUGGGGAUGCUGAGUACCUGCUGGAUGGAGGAGCAGACCCAAACAAGAUCAGCCAGUUUGUUGGAGCAUCGCCAAUGCACCUGGCUGCAGGACUGGGGCUAAAAACAUUGAGCUUGCUCUUACAGUAUGGAGGAGACCCUAAUGUCAGUCUAGAGGAUGGCACAACUCCGCUACAUGUAGCUGCCAUGUGGGGGUUCACAGAAUGUGUCAGUAUGCUACUUGCUAAUGGUGGCGAUCCAUUCCUCAAGGAUCAGGAAGGUUUGAGUGCGUCUGAGCUGGCCUACAGUUAUGGGCAUGAGGAGACGGCCCAAACCAUCGAGUACUAUGUCAAACAGAUCAUUGACACAGAUGAGCCAACUAUCACGCCCAAAUACUCCAUUAAACGGCUGAGUGUAGAAAGUGCUAAGUCUGAUAACUCUGAAGAGGAAUCCAGCCCAUCCCUGUAUGACACGCAAGAACUCCAAGACUACCUGCGGGACUUCACACAUCGAAGAAACUCAAGCGUGUAUAAGCGUCACUUGCAGAGGCAAGUGGACCAGUACUUCGGUGUGGGGCAGGGCACACACCUCAUGGAUGUAACUUCACCUGACCACCCGUACAUAGAGAGGAAGUCAAUCCCAGAGAUGACUGAGGAACCCUCAAGCACGGACAGUUCUCUCAAACUUCAUCUGAGUGCUUCGGACAAUGAGCCCUCCACAGACUGUGACAGCUUUGUUACAUGCGAUGGUGAGGACGUAGAGACAGUAUUACAGAAGACUGAAGACAUUUCCCUGAACAAGUCGUUUGACGAGAGUGAUGAUGAGAGCUACGAUGACUACUCCAGCCAUUGUCCAAAUACAGUCAUCAAGAAUCCUACUUAUGACAGUCAAAACACUACACCAAGAAACACUGACAGAAGUGUUCAAGAGAGGCGGUCAGAUGGUGCAGACAGGUCGAAGAAGUAUUGUCGCAGAGAGCUGCUACAAGUUCCUGAUUCACAGGACCUGCUCACAGAUGGGGAUAAAUGUGAAUACUGUAGCGCUGUAGCAACACACCGGAGCCAUGAGGGGAGUUUAUGUGACACUUGCUACAAAUUGGCUCAGGAACUUGAUCAGCUUAUGUGCUCUGGUGAUUGUGGGGACCUUCCUGACCUGAUGACGUCUGUGUUCAACCAUGAAUCUACAAUCUCUAAUAGUGAGGCUGGUCUCAGUAGAAAACAGGGUGAGAAAACACCAGCUUACAGGUUUGCUGAAAAAGUCUCUGAGAGGGACAAGAAUAAAUCUGAUAGAAACUGUGCAAGACAGAGUUCUCAAAGUGGUAAACUAAGGAGAGUAUUUGAGGAAGACGAAUGGAAUGUAGAUAAAUAUGAAUGGAAACAAAAGCAAGAAAGUGCUCAAAAUCAUGGAGAAAGUGCUCAAAAUCAAGGACAAUCCUAUUACAUCAGUGCAGGCAGAAGUGUAUCUCAAGAUUGUUUGCCAGAUCAUUCUCAGGGAUCAUCAACCAAAAAUAAUCAUCAUUUGUCACCAAAGAAAAGCUCAUAUUCAAGUAGAUUUCUGAAUGACAAUCAUAAGCCGGAGAGAAUACCAAAAACUCAGGAAAACAAAGCAGUACCAAAGAUGAAAAAUUCUACACUUAUUAAUACAAAUGGCAGAAGAUCAGAGAUACAGACUAGCAAAGACUCUGUUAAUGAUUUAUAUUCUAAGAUGAACCGGCUAAGUAUUGACCUUCAGUCCGGAGAUGGAAUGUUUGGACAAAGUACAUUGACUCAUGUGACAGAAUUGGACGAUUUUAGCGAUUCCAUACUCACUAAUGAUGAAAGCUUUUUUGAUAGGAAUAUAGAUUCUAGGAAUAUGCAGAUCAGUAAGAAAGAAUUCCAUGCCAGCGAUAUUAGCUCGUUGAGUGAAGAUACUGUUGGUGGCGAGAAUGGUAAGAUUUCAAGACUGAGACCAUCCGAAGAUGUCGUUCAAAGCAGAUUUCAUCCCAGUGAUAUAAGUUCAUUGAGCACUGAAACAGCAAAAAGUUCAGAUACCCUGUCAAUUAAAGAUUUGGGAUUUUUGGAUGAUUACUCACCAACUGCCAAUUUAAAUGAUAGAGAAUUUUUAACAGAAGUGGACAUGAAUGAUAAUGAUAGGAGGUCCAAAAAGGCGGUAGGAAACAACCAAAAGCUGAGUCCAAAUAUGGAUGAGUUGUGGUCUCAAGUUCGAGCUUGCAAGCAUGCAAAACAGCAAGUGAAAGACAAGAAUAAUGUUUUGGAUAUAGCUUUUUAUGGACGCGAAUCUGCGUCUACUGCCUGUGGUAGUGUAAAUAGCAACGCUUCAACUGUAGACUAUAUUUACACAGACAAGGAAAACGGCAUAACGCUGAUAGAGCGCCAUCUACCGUCCCUCUGCGGAAGUCAGGGAAGUCGGAAGUCCCUUGAUAGUGUAGCAAGUGGAAUGACUGUGGGAAGCGAUGCAAGACUUCCUGGUCACGUUCCGACCUCUGCGAGGGGUUCGUUUGAUUCUCAGGCCACUGAGGUAUAUAGUUGGAGAGAUAACGCAAUGAUUAUACUCUCUGAUGACAGUUGUGCUGCCUCGCAGGAGUCAGAUGAGCAACCCAUCUCACAGGAACUGCUGUCUCUUGAUAAUGAGGCUGUCAGGUCAAGACUGUGUAGCCAUGGAGAUGACCCUGGCCCUGUUACCAUAACAACAAGACAGCAAUAUCUACGGAGACUCAGUCAGAUAGAGAAGGACCCAGACAAAAAAGUUCUGACAAAAAGAAAACCAGAAUACUCAGCCGAACUACGACAAGCCCUAUCUGGGUUACAAGAUAUGACGGGCCUUCGGGAUCUUGAAGAGCGAACAUUUACUGCAUUCCAAAACCCAGACCCUGCGCGACGAUGGCGGGAGGGCACGCUUAAGUCAUCAUUCAAUUAUCUGCUGUUGGAUCCUCGGAUAACACAAAAUCUGCCUAACAGGGCCUGUAAUAUGGAUGAACUUGACGUAUUUAGGACAUUCAUAUCAGCGACUGUAUACAUUGGAAAAGGCAAGCGAGCUCGUCCGUACUCCCACCUUUAUGAGGCCAUCAAACAACAGAAGAAACAAACUAACAAGGUCAAUGAAAAGGUGACUCGGAUCCUGGACAUUUGGGGCAGUGGUCAGGGGGUUGUGUCUCUUCACUGCUACCAGAGUGUUAUACCCGUGGAGGCUUACACACGGGAGGCUGCCAUGGUUGAUGCUAUAGGUCUUGACCACCUGACAAACAAGAAACGUGGCGACUACUACGGAGUGUCUGCCACCUACAGUAUGAAAAUGCGGCGGACCCUGGGAGUGUAUCUCCUCAAAAAGGCUCUGCAGAUCUUCCUGGCAGAGGGGGAGAGGCAGAUAUCACCAGUGGACAUACUUAAACCAAUAACUUGAAUUCCUCAAGGCUGCGGAAGUUUUGGAUGGAACUUUGUCUCAUUUUGAAAAUGUGGUGUGUACCUCCUUACGAAGGGUCUACAUAUUUUCCUGGCGGAGGCAGAGAGGCAGAUAAUCACGCGUGGAUAUUAUAAACCUAUAACAUGAAACCCUUUACGGAAUAAGUUUGGCAUGAAAUUUUGCAAUAUUUUGACGCAUUCUGAGAAUCUGGGGUGUACCUCCUUGAGAAGGGUCUACAAAUCUUCUUGCACAGGGGGAGAGGCAGAUAUCACCAGUGGACAUACUUAAGCCUUGAAGUUAAACCUAUAACUUGAAACCCAUUACCUCGAUAAGUUUUGCAUGACAUAUACAAUAUUUUUGAUUCGUUUUGAGAAUCUUGAGGGAAUCUGCUUUAUGAAGGUUCUACAUAUUUUCUUGCGGAGGGUGAGAUGCAGAUAUCACCUGUGGACAUAUAUAACCCUACAGGUUGAGAGUUGACACCCGGGGCAAAGAAAACACCAUGCUUUACACAAGUUGUGUUUUUACAGAACCUGUGGUUAAUUGAAGACUUGAAUUUGUCCAACAAAAAAAAGUCCCCCAGAUUUUCCCUGCUCCGAGGCAGAGCAAAAACCUUGCUGCUAUUUAACACAUUUCAAAGGAGAGAUAAACUACGCAAACUUUUCCUUGAAAAGGAUAUUUAUACUUAUGCUACGCAAAGUCAGCUACUUACAUAAAACAAAAGUUGCUCAAUAUAUUUUACUGUUUCAGUAUUGCUUGGUCUUAAUGCAAUAUGACAUUGUUUCAUUCAAUGAGGUAAAAAUAAGAAAAAAAAAUGCCUGGUAAGUAACUUUAUGCAGCUAUACAUAUAUAUAUAUUUUUUGUGUUAUUGUUGCAAACAUAACAAAGUGUUUGAAUGAUAUGGCAACAAACAAUGAUAUGGCUUGAAACAACAGACAUGAAAUAGUUAGUGCUACUGUACGUGAUAUUCUCAUGCAUGUACAUGUUUGUUUAUUAAUAUUUGCAUUUGUUAAUGAGUUUUAAAUGUUCAAUGUAUAGUAUUCUAUUAAUUGAUUUCAUGAAAAAGCAUUGUUGAUUGUGACUGUCUUAUUAAGAUUAAGUUUGUUUUUGAGAUUGUUAUUUUGUUUUAAGGAUAAAGUUAAUAAGGUAUUAUCAUAACACUAGUGUCAUCAUUGUGGCAGAGUCAUACAAAGCAAUUGGCAGAGUUAUAUGCUAAAGCAAUUGGCAUAGUCAUACAAAGCAAUUGGCAGAGUUAUGCUAAAGCAAUUGGCAUAGUCAUACAAAGCAAUUGGCAGAGUUAUGCAAAAGCAAUUGGCAUAGUCAUACAAAGCAAUUGGCAGAGUUAUGCUAAAGCAAUUGGCAUAGUCAUACAAAGCAAUUGGCAGGAACAAACAAAGCAAUUGGCAGGAAAAAACAAAGCAAUUGGCGAAGUCUUGAUAAUAAUUCAAAUAGAAUUCAAGACAUUUACCAGUGUUCGACACUAACGGGGUCCCGGGAUCCCGAGGACACCAAUUUUUCAGGAGGGACACCUGAACUUCAAAGUCCGGUAUUCCGUCGGGACACUUAAAUUUUUGACUGAUAAACGCUAAAUAUCAAUAAAUAAGUAGCAUUUAAUUAAUUUAUUACCUAAAUUUGGGCUCCCCUAAAUUUCUUGACAGCACAUGUCAAAACAAUUUUAUUAAUUAUCGGACUCAUCAAAGCGAAAGUAUAGCUGACUAUUUGACUAUAGUUACGUCAUGAAUCUAUAAAUAAACAGUCAUUUCACAAGGCGCAUGCAGGUAAACGCUUCCAUUUUGUUGUUUACAUUUUAAACAAUGUCAGAGCUGACAGAGAUUUAUUAUCGGUAAAAUACUUAUGUGGAAUUGUUUUGCUUAUGUGUCAGAACCGCCCAAAAAGAUGCCAACUCUGGUGAUAGCUUUUAUGUAAUAUGAUACGACCUUUGAGUAUUUACAGUAACAUUUACGACACAAAAGAACAGCAUCCUAUAUUCAGCAUUCUUUGUUAAUUGGCAUUCAACUUAUCAAUAUUCUUUGUUAAUUUUAAAGACAUAUAUUUUAUGCUUUGAUAAAAAAAAAAAAAAAUAGAAAUAAAAUUUGCAGGGUUUUAUUUAUUAAUUCAAUCAAUUUAUAAAAUUUUAUGACUUUUUGGCGCGAAAAUUAACAUGUAUACACAAUUUUUGGUCGUCUGCUCGUCCAGUAUGCACUACGACUGUUGGGCAGUCUGAUUGAUUUAUCAACAGCUCUACUAAAUAUUGAUUGGAGUUUUCACAAGCCAGAUGUAAUAUUCCUACAGUUUCUUAAUGAAAAGCACCGACAUUUGACAAGACUCUGAACCAUGAUGUAUUUUACGCGUAUUUUCCAAAAAUCUUAAACAUCAAGUUUUUGUUUACAUUGUAUCCAUCUCUGUUUUUGAAAACAAAAGGGACUUAGACAUUCUCCCGCUUUUGAACCCAAUCUACCAACUUAGAGACCAAAAUAUACCUCACUGCCAUUCAGUGCUACUAACCUGUCAUUACAUGCUGCUGAAAACAUGUAUAAUAUGGUGGUGUAUACUUGCAUUACAAAUUGAAAAGUAAAAGGAUGUUGAAUAUAAUAUUAAAACAGGCUCAACAAUGAAAAUAAUGUAAAAAGUGGAAGGGACUCCUAAUUUCAGGAAGGGACACCUGAUUUCAAAUGUUAGUGUCCCUUUGGGAUCCCUUGGAAAAAUGGUUAGUGUCGACCCCUGCAUUUACACAAAAUUGUGCGCAUGUUUUACCAUUGACAGUACACAAUGUUGAAAGGGCCAUCGUGUUAUAUUUAAUCUGUCAAGGUAUGCUCCUUAGUAUACUGAGGAAAUGGACACGCUUUGCCAUUUAAAGAUGCCCUUGUUAGUCUCAUAAUUAUUGUCCACAACUUAUUGUUUAUUCACAUCUCAUGUGGUUGCAAUUUAAAAUGCUUCGGCAUUGAUUAAAACACAUUUUCAAAGAUCAUUUCUUAAAGUUCACAGAUUCUCUGAACUGGUACAGAGAAAAUGUACUGAGAAUUUGUACAGUGUAUUAUCAUAGUACAAGCAUUUUGUACUGUUAAACUUUUGAUGACUCAUUUUUACAUUUAUUUUCCUGUCAGAGUUUAUAUGACAAAACCCAUAAUUUAUUUGAUCUUCAUAAGCAAAUGUCUUAAAUUUCAAAUUAAAUUUCAAGUAUAUUGUAGCAUAUCAUUGUUUUUUUGUAAAUUGAAGAUUGUACGAGAACUCUGAGGGCUUUAAGGAUGUUCAGUUUGUACAUGUUUGUAUACAAAGUAAAGUGCUCUGAUAGUAACAUUUUAUGACUUUGUCGAGUGUUCUGAUUAAGAAUGUGAUUGUAGUUUUAUUCAUUUCUUUUAUCUUUGCAUGAUACAUAGUUAAAUCAGAUACCAGUAUACCAAUGUAAUUUUUACUACUUGCAGUGACAUGUUCACUAAAAUUGUAACUUAAGCAGUGUUUUAGCCAGGUUUUCAGCCAGGUACCUUGAUAAACAUACCUAGUUUUUUAUACAUAGUAUGUAUGCACUGUGCUGUCUGUGGAGUUUUGUGCUGUUCUUCCAUGUUUCUUGUUUGUGAAUUUUUGUUUUUAUGUUAUAUGUCAUUGGCGUUUGCCCAGUGCCAUUAGACCAGGUUUAUGUUUAAACUUUUUGCAACUUGUUUGUUUAUGUAGCUUUUCGCAUAAAUAUUCAAAAGGGCAGAGAGCUGCAAAAAUGUCAGAAAAGGGCACACUGUGUCUGGCAGUGAAGAAUUUGAACAUAUUGAAUGUCAUCAAACAAUAGUAGGAAUCGUGCUUAAUUGAAGUAACAAAUAUUUCAAGACAUAGUGUGAAUGACUUUAUUGUUAUAUUUUAAGUUUUAAUUAAAACAAAAGAAAUUUUUGAUUAUCGUAAGCAUUUGAUUCUAUGAAGGCAGAGGGUACACAUGCUGAUCUCCUUGAGGGCUGAAGGGUGCUACCAAAAAAGAUCAGUGUGUAGUACCCUCCCAUUACUCUAGCUAAAACCCUGCUUAAGCCAUAUUUCAUUAAUGAUAGUUAGUUGUAGAAAUUCUGACAAAUAGUUCCUUUAUAAUGAUAUUUAAAAGCAUUUCUGAUAAAAAAAAAUACACAAUAUAAAUACAUGUGUACUUGUUUGUCAUUUUGUUUUUUUGUAAGGCAUGUAUGUAUUUUGAUAUUUUUGUGUUUGAUUGUAUUGUACUUGCUUCUGUGAUUAUAUUAGGGAUGUGUGAUAUUAUCAAUAAGUUGUUUUGAGCAGCACAAGCGUAUUGAAAUGCAUUGACUAAAUUUCAAUGUAUUCUUGUUUUAUUCAUACUAUACAGUAAUUGUAUUGUGCUUUAAAAAGUUGAACAAAUAACCAAUUUCCACUCAACAAUUAUAAUUAAUAUUAUAUAUGUUUAUUCAUAAUAGUCUGGGAUGUAACAUUUCUGCAGAUUUACGCAUUUAAGGAACCAAAAAUAAAAAUUAAGAUAUUUUUUUAACAAGAUGGUUGUUACUGAUUUGAUGUAAGUGUUGAGGAUCCUGUUUGCAUCAAAUAUGAAGCCAGGAGAGCCCUAUGAAGAGAUUCUAAACAUUCAGUUUUACAAUGUACUACUGCAGCUCAGGAGGGAGCCUGGGCUCACAGACCCCUUGCUGAAAUGGGUUCAGUCCUUCAGCUGAUAGAUCAAUUGCAUUGCUGAUAGUGUAUGAUAGUGCUUGUUUUAUUCUUUUGUCAAAAUUGCAUCUAUAGGCGUAAAAAUGCCAAGUUAGUUAAAGACAAAUAAUAAUAUUUUAAUCAUUAUUACUCAUUACAAAGAGGAAAUAGUAUGACCAAGAGAGAAAUAAUGAUUAAAAGAAGAUAGUAUUUCAUAAAGUACUCACAAAAGUCUGCCGAGCCCUAAUAGGUAUAGAAAAAUAUCUUAUAAACUUUUAAGAAAGCCUUGGCCCAGACUUUUUUUUGCAGGUCAGUGAACUGAUAGUUAUGGUGGCAUAUUCCUGCCGCGCAUUGUUUCGUGUUACCCACUGAAUUUUCUUAAUGAAUUUCUUGCUAUCUAGUUAAUAUUCGUGAAACGUUUUCGGUUAGAUAAAUAUCACAAAAUUAAAAACGGACUUGAAAGUGCCCAGAACUGCCACCUGUUACCUGUCCAUGCUGUACAACACUUUCAGUUUAUCAAGUUAUGUUUUGCAAAUUCCACUUAGUAAGUAUCAUAAUAACAGGUUAACUAGAUAUGAUAUGUGUUGUCAGUCAUCUAUUUAUAGAUUUAUACAACUGGUAAGAAAAUGAUGUGGAAAUUAAGUGGUUAACACGAAGCGAGCGAACGAUAUCAGGUUAUCUUAUGGCAGCAAUAUGCCACCAUGGACAGCUGUGCAUGAACUAUGCUGACUUAAUGAUCAAGGAAUAAUUAAUGCGUGGUGGCAAAGAACAUAUUCAAGUCUGGUUCAAAUUUAUUCGGUGCAAUAACAUAAAAAAAUAUUUUGUUUUAGAAGGCUAGAUAGAACUAGAAAUUGUUUUGUUUUAAAUAGUGCAGGAGAAUACACUUUCUUUUAUUUCUUAAUUGUGCAAUAUAUUGUUUUUUAAAAGAGUAACUAAUAGUUUUAGCGAUCAGUUGUUUUAUUCUGAUUUUUAAAACAUUUAUUAUACCACCGGUAAUAUGUAAAGAUUGUUUUAAUGAAGAUGCCAAAAUUGUUGAAUGAUAAAAUUAUUAUAAAAUUAUUAUAAAAUGACGAUA